AUGUCUGCAGUGGUGGAGGUUUGGAUGAGCGAGUUGGCAAAGCUGAAAGACAAGGUGGGGGCUAAGAAGCGAAUGGUGUUUUCAUCGAAGGCCAAACAAGGAGAAGGUGAUGAUGAGGUUAAAGAACAAGUAGUGUUCAAAGAAGCAAGAAUAGAGAGCAGCAGAAUGGCUCAGAUUCAGAGGGACUUGGAUUCCUCUACGCUUUCAGAUGCCAAAGUUCGUUUGCUUAUGGACCGUUUUGUGCCUUGCCGUGAAACUGAAUUUAUUCAGAACAUUGUCAACGAGAUUUCCUUACAAGUAUUAAAUGAUAUCCAUAUCAAUGUGGCAAAAUACCAAGUUGGAAUAGAGGCUAGUGUACGAGAUCUUCAUAAAGUUUUAGAUGUUUACGGAAAUGACGUUUGCAUGGUAGGAAUAUGGGGGACUGGUGGAAUAGGAAAGACAACUGUUGCUAAAGCUGUUUAUAACUCACUGGCCCAAGUGUUUGAAAGGAGUUGUUUUCUGGAAAAUGUAAGAGAAAGAUCAAUACCAUAUGGAGGCCUAGUCGACCUACAAAAUCUUCUUCUUUAUGAGAUUCCAAGGGGAAAGGAAAUAAAGGUUACCAGUGCCGAUAAAGGAAUCAGUGUGAUAAAGGAAAGGUUGAGUGGUAAAAAGGUCCUUGUAAUUGUAGAUGAUGUGGAUCAUUUGGACCAAUUAAACAACUUAGUUGGAGGUUGUGAUUGUUGGAAUGGUUUUACAAGAAAUAGAAAUUUGGAUGAUGAUUAUGUGGAACUUGCAGAAUGUGUGCUGAAGCAUGCUCAAGGUCUUCCUUUAGCUCUCAAGGUUUUAGGUUCUCAUCUAUGUGGUAGAAGUAUAGAUGAGUGGCAUGAUGCAUUGGAUGGGAAUCUGCACUCGGACAUUAAAAAAACUCUCAAAAUAAGCUAUGAUGCAUUGGAAUAUUCAGUGCAAGAAGUUUUCCUUGACAUAGCAUGUUUCUUUAACGGUAGAAAGGUGAACCAUAUGAUACCGAUCCUGGAAGGUUGUGACCUCAAGCCUAAGUAUGCUAUUAAAGUACUCGUAGACAAGGCCCUCAUAAAUAUUGAACAAGGCACAAUUGGGAUGCAUGACUUGCUUGAAGAAUUGGGUAGAAGAAUAGUUUAUCAAGAGUCGCCAAAUGAGCCUAGUGAACGUAGCAGAUUGUGA
Molecule: messenger RNA, 1179 nt
Organism: Prunus persica (peach)
Lineage: Eukaryota; Viridiplantae; Streptophyta; Magnoliopsida; Rosales; Rosaceae
Product: TMV resistance protein N
Exons: 3
Coding region: 1-1179 (392 amino acids)
Biological process (GO): defense response
Molecular function (GO): ADP binding
Source: RefSeq, a predicted model, not a curated record